This is a messenger RNA of Cadophora gregata, 1504 nucleotides long. RefSeq lists its product as uncharacterized. Lineage: Eukaryota; Fungi; Ascomycota; Leotiomycetes; Helotiales; Ploettnerulaceae. Bases 525 to 1496 code for a protein of 323 amino acids. The transcript has a single exon. The record is from RefSeq and is a predicted model, not a curated record.
UCCCUUUUGCCCCUCGCCCUCGCCCUCGCCCUCGUACAGGCUCCAGGCUCUUCAGGCUAAGAACCCAAGACGCGAUUAUUGAUAUUUUAGGGUUUUCGUUUGCGCUUUUUAGUGCUAGCAAUGGCAUGAUCAUUGAUCAACCCCGGCGGCCAGUGUUCUCCACAACACCAUUGCCUGACACCCGAACGACGAACGACGAACGACCUGACCAAAACUCCCUGAGCUUGCCCUGAACCGGUCCCUGAGCCCUGAGCCCUGAGUUCCUGGCUCUUUUGGGGAGCCUGGAUGCCCGCACGGAGCCCGCUCGGGCUAGCCUCUGCUGUGCUGUCUGGCUAUGCAUUGUUUCUGAUCUGACCUGCUCUCUCCUAUUGAGUAAUAAACAGCUCAGCUCAGUGCAGCCGCAGUUACUGUGCAUCUGCCUCUUGUUUCUUUCUUAUUUCAGCUGCUCCCCCGCAUCUGACAUCUCUCUUCCUUUUCUUUUCUUCCCUACCGCUUAAUUUGAACCGACACGUCCCUCGUUUAUCAUGUCACCGUCUUGGCCCUGGUUCUCCCAACACCAACAACUCAAGCCCGAACACGAAAUGUCGAUUCCCCAGAAAUCCCGUUUUGGGAAACGCUUUUGGAUCAUUGUCGGCUCUGUCCUUCUUGUAAUAGCCAUCGCACUCGGAGUCGGUCUCGGCGUGGGCCUGACACGCAACAGUGGCGGAGGGGGAGGGGGAGACGACAGCCCUCAACCACCACCGGUCAACAACACCAACGCCACCGAGGGCACGUUCUGGCGGCCCGAAGCCGGUACCUCCUGGCAGAUCGUUCUCCAGUAUGCUCUCAAUGACACCACUCCCGAUGUAGCCGUCUACGACAUCGAUCUUUUCACCAACCCAAAAUCCACAAUCGACAACCUCCACUCCCUAGGCCGCAAGGUCAUCUGUUACUUCUCUGCUGGAAGUUACGAGGAUUUCCGACCUGAUUCGAAAUCUUUCGAAAAGAGCGAUUACGGGAAGCCACUAGACGGAUGGCCGGGAGAGUGGUGGCUCAAUGUCAGCUCGCCCAAUGUUCGAGAGAUCAUGACUACAAGAAUUGAACUCGCAAAGACCAAGGGCUGUGAUGGUGUGGACCCGGAUAACGUGGACGGUUAUGACAAUGAUACUGGCUUCGAUCUCACAAAGGAGCAAGCUGUCGAUUUCAUGACAUUUAUGGCUAUUGAAGCCCACAGCCGGAACAUGUCUAUCGGUCUCAAGAACUCUGGAGGAAUUGUCAAUUCCACCCUGCCCAUGAUGCAAUGGCAGGUCAAUGAGCAGUGCGUACAAUACAACGAAUGCGACUCGUUCACGCCAUUCAUCGAGAACAACAAGCCAGUCUUCCAUAUCGAAUAUCCCAACUCGGCUCCAAGGAUCAGUUCUGCCGACAAUGCGACAUUCUGUGAUCGAUCGACUGACGAAGGGUUCUCAACACUAUUGAAGAACAUGAAUCUCGACAAUUGGUAUCAGGAUUGUUAAAUUGUGCA